GGGAAAUGGAGUAACUGGCGUUCUCGCGAGAGUUGCUUCGUUUCUUUGGGAUUUGGCGUAAGGGGUGAAGUAUUCCUUUGUCAGGGAAGGGUAAGGUAAGAUCAAGAAGGUGUCAGUGUUUGUAUCUUUUGAGAAUCACAUGUGGAAGAAGAAAUGGAAUAUAUGAAAGAAUAUACUCCCCUUCACCAGGGAAACAUCUUAUGUUGCCAAUGUGGCAUUGCAAUCCCACCAAACCCAGCCAACAUGUGUGUAGACUGUUUAAGAACUCAAGUGGAUAUCACUGAGGGAAUUCCUAAGCAAGUCACUGUUCAUUUCUGCAAACAGUGUGAAAGAUAUCUUCAACCACCAGCAGCUUGGCUACAGUGUGCCUUGGAAUCAAGAGAACUUCUUUCAUUAUGCCUUAAAAAAAUUAAGGCUUCUCUUAAUAAGGUUCGGUUGAUUGAUGCAGGAUUUGUAUGGACUGAACCACACUCUAAAAGACUUAAAGUAAAGUUGACUAUACAAAAAGAGGUAAUGAAUGGUGCAAUUCUUCAGCAAAUCUUUGUAGUAGAGUAUAUUGUUCAGUCACAAAUGUGUGAAGACUGCCAUCGAGUUGAAGCUAAGGACUUCUGGAAAGCAGUGGUUCAAGUUAGGCAAAAGACACUACAUAAAAAGACGUUCUAUUAUUUGGAGCAAUUAAUUUUAAAGCACAGGCUUCACCAAAACACUCUUCGGAUCAAAGAGAUUCAUGAUGGUCUGGAUUUCUAUUUUGCUUCCAAACAGCAUGCUCAGAAAAUGGUGGACUUUCUUCAGUGUACUGUACCUUGUAGAAUUAAAUCAUCACAGCGUUUGAUUUCUCAUGACAUUCACAGCAAUACAUAUAAUUACAAAAGCACUUUCUCUGUUGAGAUUGUUCCAGUAUGCAAGGACAAUGUUGUGUGUUUAUCACCAAAACUGGCUCAAAGCCUUGGUAAUAUGAGCCAGAUUUGCAUUUGUAUCCGGGUAACCAGUGCCAUUCACAUCAUUGAUCCAAGUACUCUUCAAAUUGCAGAAAUAGAUGGAAAUACUUAUUGGCGCCAUCCUUUUAAUAGCUUGUUUCAUCCAAAGCAGUUAGAAGAAUUUAUUGUAAUGGAUAUCAGUAGGGCCUAUGAACAGAAGCAAAAUGCUGGUGCAGGCAUGAAAUCUAAUAAGCAUAUCCUUGCGGAAGCCUGGGUUCAGAAAACAUCAGAAUUGAAUACAGACCAUCAGUAUUUCUGCCGUACUCACUUGGGGCAUCUUCUGAAUCCUGGAGAUCUUGUAUUGGGCUUUGAUUUGGUUAAUUGUAAUCUGAAUGAUGAAUAUGCAAAUAAGAUGAAUCCCCAUAGUGUUCCUGAUGUGAUUUUGAUUAAAAAAAGUUACGAUCGCACCAAGCGUCAACGUCGCAGAAAUUGGAAACUGAAAGAAUUACAAAGAGACCGAGAUAACAUGGAUACCGAUGAUGAAAGACAAUACCAAGACUUCUUAGAAGAUCUAGAAGAAGAUGAAACAAUUAGAAAAAAUGUCAAUAUUUAUAAAAAUCCAGUGAUACCAGUGGAGAAUGAAAUAGAUGAUGAGAGCAUUCCCCAAAUCAGUCUCACUGAAAUGCUUGAAGACCUUCAGAUAUCUGAAGAUGCUACAGGGGGAGAAGGUGCCAAUAUGUUGAUGGGAUAAGUUAGGAUGUCUUGCUAAUUGAAUUUUAUUGUUCCUUGAAAAAUAGUCCCCAAGAAAUCUGUUAUAGGCAUUCUUGACAUGAAAAAUAAAUAAUAUUGAAAAGAUUUGCAAGGAUAAAAAACAAAUGCUCCCCAAAGGUGUAAUUAUAAUGGCUAAUAAAAAAGAGGGAAAAAAUAAUAGAUUUUUAAGAUAUAUAUAUCUUAAUAUAUAAGAAUUGGAAAUAUACCAAUUUCAUAUACAUACACACACACACACACACACACAUAUAUGUAUGUAGGUCUUUGGUUAUUCGGGUUUUCUCCCACGUUAAAUUGGAAGUGUCUUGGCGACGUUUCAAUGAAGUCUCAUUCGUCAUCUUCAGGCUGGUGUUUACAGCUUCGUGCUUUGAAUGAGACUUCGUCGAAAUGUCACCAAGACACUUCCAAUUUUACGUGGGAGAAAACCCGAAUAACCAAAGACCUACAUACAAACACCCGUGAAAACCUCAGAAAAUAAAUAAAUAAAUAAAUAAAUGCAUGUAUGUAUGUAGGUUUUCACGGGUAUAGGUAUGUAGGUCUUGGCGUAUUCGGGUCUUUUCCUGUGUAAGGUUAAAAGUAUCUAGGCGACGUUUCAACAAGGUCCCAUGUGCCAUCUUCAGGCUGAUUGAUGCUUUUGGCUUCCUGCUUGUGCAAGCAAAGUGUGGUCGGAGCUGCCGUCUCUCUAUAAAUACUGGUGGGGAGCCAGCACUCCACACCUCCCCACCAGUAUAUUUGUGUCCUUCAGUUCUUUCAGAAUAAUGGCAGUUGAAAUCCAGACAGGUAGAGAAUGGUCAGGCUGGCAUAAACUCUGUUUAACUUCUCCAACAGGAUAUGAUUCCUCAACCUUACAUUGAGGUUAGAAAUAUGUUCAUGAGGUAAAAAGGUGCAUCAUAUUACAGGUCAGAAAAAUUAUUUUAUUUUAUUUUGCACAACAUACUCUCAUUGAUGGAAGUUAGAAGUAGACACAAAUCAUAUAAAAAUAUUUCUUAAAUAUAUGCUGUAUUAAGCUGACAAUAUUUUUAUGGUAUAGAAAAUGAUAACUGCUUUUGUAUUGGCUUUCUUGAUAUAUCAUCAUCUGUUCCAGCUGAUCUUUAAAGAACACAAAGAAGUCUUUUUUUUUCCUUAUUUCCAUACAUGCUCAGGCACAGUUUUUAGAGUACUAAUUCAUGAUUACAGAUACCAUUUAAUUAUGCAAGAUUUCACAAGUAGUUGUCUAAAACGUAGACGUGUAAGAAAGUGUGACACCUGUGUUUAUGAAAGCAGAAUGGGGAAAUCUAGAACUUUUGUCCUUGCUAAAUCAAUUAUUUUACAGGUGUGGCAUAGUUUGGGGAAGCUAACUUAAGGAAUCUGCACAAACAAUUUUUUUUCUGUUGCAUUUCAAGAUCUCUCCCUUGAGUUGAGUUGAGGCAGUAUCAAAUAGCUUUUCAAUGAUUAAAAAAAUGAACAAUUCCCCUAAAUAAAGACAACACGCCAUAAAAUGAUUUUAUACAGGAUUGGUAUAUAAUACCUCUUUUCAGAGUAAUUAAAUAGAAAUGGUAUCAUUACUGAAAGAGUUUUUGUAGUAAAAAAAUGCAUUUCUCAAUCCAUAUAAUGAUAUUUGGAGGGAUAGUAUUUACAUCUCCAUAAGAUUUCACUCAGAUGUUACUUGUAGAGCAGAUGUUACAUCAAAGAAGAAUCAGAAAUUACACUGCUACUUUUACAAUGAAUUUGUAAAUGCUGUUUCACUGUUUUGGUAAUAACUACCUUUCUUCAUUAAAAUAUCUCAAGAUUCA
Molecule: messenger RNA, 3457 nt
Organism: Ahaetulla prasina
Lineage: Eukaryota; Metazoa; Chordata; Lepidosauria; Squamata; Colubridae
Gene: NMD3
Product: NMD3 ribosome export adaptor
Exons: 16
Coding region: 154-1668 (504 amino acids)
Biological process (GO): ribosomal large subunit export from nucleus
Cellular component (GO): nucleus; cytoplasm
Molecular function (GO): ribosomal large subunit binding
Source: RefSeq, a predicted model, not a curated record